Photinus pyralis (common eastern firefly) is the source of this 4066-nucleotide messenger RNA. It is a transcript of the gene ewg, whose product is annotated as DNA-binding protein Ewg. Gene Ontology annotation, cellular component: nucleus. The record is from RefSeq and is a predicted model, not a curated record. NCBI's taxonomy places the organism in Eukaryota, Metazoa, Arthropoda, Insecta, Coleoptera, Lampyridae. Gene Ontology annotation, molecular function: DNA-binding transcription factor activity, RNA polymerase II-specific; RNA polymerase II cis-regulatory region sequence-specific DNA binding. Gene Ontology annotation, biological process: regulation of transcription by RNA polymerase II. The transcript has 11 exons. The coding region runs from base 334 to 2016 and encodes 560 amino acids.
CUCAAACUAACAUGAUUGCGUUAUUUUGCCAUUAGUUUAUUAAUUCAAUAAAUAUAGUGCAGCAUGAAAGUGCAUGUAGCUUUGGCUUGCAUAUAUCACUAUUUUAGGAAGCCAUGUUACAAUGGAUACCGUCUGCCGCCAAACCGCCUUCUCAAUUACGUGCUUUAUUCGUCGUUUUCUUCAUGCAUCCCAACGAUCUCUUUAAACCUUACCAGUUUACCAAUUUUUAUAAUGUGUGAAGUGUGGAAACGUCCGAUUAGGCACGUUUGCUUGGAAUUAAUAUGCAGGGGAAAGGGGUGAGGUGGCCGACAAUCCUGGUGUAUUCUACGGAAUAUGAUGAACAGCUCUAAUACUAGUCAAAGCAAUUCGGUAUCAGAUCAAAUCGCCAUGGUUGUGGGUUCACCGGGAGGCCUUUCUGGGGCGUCGGACGAUGAUGACGAUAACUGCCCAUCGUCGCCAGGUUCGGGAUAUGAAGAGACUACGGAUCUUAUGGCAGCUGCUAUGGGAGAUGAGGUUACGGCGCAGUUAGCCGCAGCAGGUCCAGUUGGAGUCGCUGCAGCUGCUGCUAUUGUGUCUGCGAAGAAGAGAAAACGACCACAUUCGUUCGAAACGAAUCCCUCGAUACGCAAACGUCAGCAAAAUCGGCUGUUACGAAAACUAAGACAAACAAUAGAUGAAUUUGCCACAAGAGUUGGACAACAGGCAGUUGUUUUAGUUGCUACACCUGGUAAGCCGAAUACGAGCUACAAAGUUUUUGGAGCAAAACCACUGGAAGAUGUAGUUAAGAACUUACGUUCAAUGGUAAUGGAAGAGUUGGAAAACGCGCUUGCACACCAAGCUCCCCCGCCUGUUCAAGAGGACCCCUCACUUUUCGAAUUACCCCCACUAAUAAUCGACGGUAUUCCGACGCCCGUUGAAAAAAUGACGCAAGCUCAACUUCGGGCGUUUAUUCCUCUGAUGUUAAAAUAUUCGACCGGACGUGGCAAGCCAGGCUGGGGACGGGAAUCUACAAGACCGCCGUGGUGGCCUAAGGAAUUGCCUUGGGCAAAUGUUAGAAUGGACGCACGGAGUGAAGACGAAAAGCAAAAGAUUUCCUGGACCCACGCUUUACGACAGAUAGUUAUCAACUGCUAUAAAUUUCACGGGAGAGAGGACUUAUUGCCUGCAUUUACAGAAGAGGACGAGAAAGCGAAUGCGGCCGCAACCGCUAAUGCAAAUCAGUCUUAUUUGCGGAAUGUACAAUCACGGAUACAUAAAACGGGCCUCGUUAAUAAACCAUUAAAUUUUAGAGACGGAAUGUGGCAUAUUGUCAAAGGGACACCUAACAUGGCGCAGAUUACGACACAGUAUGCGCCCGCCGUUUUACAUACAAUUACCAAUCCGGAUGGAACCGUUAGUAUUGUACAAGUUGACCCCAACAAUCCUAUUAUAACGCUACCUGAUGGCACGACUGCACAUGUCCAGGGCAUGGCUACACUGGUUAAAAAGAAUGUCGAUGAUGGACCAGACGGCGAUCAUCUUCUGUUAGAGAUCCAGUCUACGCCAGGUGAAACCAUUCAAACGAUCACGGAGGGCGGAGCUCAAGGGGAAGUGGUCGACUUAAAUUCGGUCACGGAAGCUACACUAAACUCGGAGGGCCAAAUUAUUUUAACUGGCGAGGAUGGUCAUGGUUACCCCAUUUCAGUGAGCGGUGUUAUCACAGUGCCGGUAUCGGCUUCCAUGUAUCAAACAAUGGUAGCAAACAUUCAACAUUUACAUACAAACAGUGAUGGCACUGUUUGUGUUACGCCGGUCGUUCAAGUACCAAAGGUUGAACCAAAUUCGGGCGACACUAUGGAAACAUUAACGGUUACUCCCGGAGGCUUAACGACUCAUUCCAUGAUGAUACAAAGUUCAGGCUCCGAUACUCCACAAGUUCUUCAAGUAUUAUCUCUAAAAGAUGCUACAGUUCUUACGAAGGCGAUCACAGGUAUUUCAGAUGUUAAGACAGAAGAAACUAUAUUAAGUGACCAAUAAAUAAUAAUUAUUAGUGGACUUUGCGUCACCAUAGAUGUGAUUUUAUUUUUCAUAGAAGCAUUUUUAUCAUUCGUUAUAAAAUUCUACUUUAAUUUUUAGAAAUGAAUUUUUUUAUUUAAUUUUAUUGGAUAGAAUGAGCUCUAAUUAUUUGCUAGUUCAAAUUAUUCGCUGUACCAUAUUGUACAUUAUUAUUGUUAAUUGAAGCACUGAUACGAUUACAAAACCCUCCGGAUCAAAUUUUUCUUUCUAAGGGCCUCGCCUCGUAAGUUCUAAUGCUAUACAACGAUGUUCACGAAUAACGCCCUUUAAAUUUAAUUGUUUUAGCUGUAGAAUGGGUUAGGAACUUGGUUUACCGUUUGAAUACACAUCUCUUCGAAGUUAUUCAAUUGUGAGUGAUCACGAUACUAUAAAUUGUAUAGUAGGGGGUAGAGUGGUUUUUUUUGCAUAGACGUUAAGUUGAGGCCAUAUGUAUCAAUGCGUUACAAAAUUGAACAUCACUUAUACAAAGAUUUUGACUUAAAAAAUCUUAUUACACCUUCCUUGUCAAUAUUGCAAACCUGCCAAAAUUUAGAAUCUCUUUUUACAUUUAUUAAUAGUAGCCAGCACAGAGGGCGUCUGUUAUUCUUGAACAUCUGUACACUUAACUAAAAAGUGUAAUGAACCACCAAAUGCAAAUGUUUUUUUUUUAAAUUAAAAAUGCGAGUGUAAAUCGUACAAUUUGCAAAUACCUAUACAUAUUGUACAGAACUAAUAGUGAUAUUGUAAAGUAAUUUUAUAAUUUACACAAUAAUUAGAGCUAUACCUAUGCAAUUAUGUUAUUUAUGCUGAUUGUAAUUGUGGACACGAUAAUUUUACAAAUGAAAUUUGUUAUGACUAAUGUAAUUUUAAACCUUUGUUUGAUUGUAUAUAGAUUUCUUAUUUAAUUUGUUUUAAUUGUAGAAUAAAGGAAUUUAAAAUGUUAUUCCGAAUUUUGGAAAUUGUAAUAACAGAUACUGAUGCCGCUGUUACUUACAAUUGAAACAGGGUUGUGUACCGGAAUUCAGUUUACAGAAUUUAGUCCCAAAUUUGUAGUACACUAAAACGAGAAUGUCUUUCAAGUGAAACUCAUUUUUUUGCCAGCAACAGGUCGCCGCAUCGACUCACUUAAUGAUGAUGAAUCUAUCAAAAUUUAUUUCGGAGGUGUAUCGCAAAGUCAAUUAAGUAACAUUUGAAGAUACGUAUUGUAAUAAUGAGUAAAUCAAUGAUGUAUUUUGAUCUUUAUAUGGCGUUUUCUUCCAUAUACAGGGCAAAGUAUAAGUUUUAGUAAUUUUAUAAACCGAUCUCCAGAUCAAUUGUAAAGCUGGACUUGGUUUAUAUUGUUUUAACAAAGGAGGUAGUAGAACUAUUUACUGUGUUAAUUAAUUUUAGUAAACUGUUAGUAUAGUGAAUGUGCACCGAGUAUUUGUUUGAAUAGUGGAAAGUGAUUUUGGUACAUGUUCGUGUGUGGUUCCUGCAAAGUGUGCCAUUUUUCUGUUAAAAAAUAUUUUAAUUAUCGCACUAAAUAUUCUUUACUCAUUUUUUAGUUUCACCUUGUAAUAAUUUAUCAUUACGAAUAUGAUGCACAAGGUACAAUUAUGGAAACACUACAUAAUUGUGCGCAGAUUUGUGUGAAUAUAAUCUCAGGAUUAUGGUAUUAUUUUGACUUUACAUUGUGAAAACAAUUUUCAGUUCUUUGUAUAUUGUUCUCUAUUUCUGCCCAUUGUAAAUAAUAUUUAGUUGUUUACUUCACACAAUUACUCCUUCUCAAGCUUAUUCAUUAAUGUAAAUUGAUAGGUUACAAUGCGUAAGUUAACGUGCCAAAGGCAUCCAUUUUCGUUUUCAAGUUGUUACCAACAUCUUAUAAUGAUGUCAUUAUUUAAAGUUGUACAUAAAUUUGGCAACCUUAUCAAAUAAUUUCGUUUUUAAUAGAAAAUGUAUUGUUUAAGUGGACUGUUAUUUGAUCACAAAUUGAAGUUCUAUAAUAUGCACAAUGAAUUGUCUUCUUGUAGGACAUUUUGACUUGGUACAAAGU